AUGGGCGAAGCGCAGCCGGGGGAGCCGCGUCCGUCCCCGGGCAGCCCGGGGCCGGCGGAGGAGCUGCAGAAACCCCCUUAUUCCUACGUGGCUCUCAUCGCCAUGGCCAUCCGGGCCAGCCCGGAGCAGCGGCUACCCCUGAGGGGCAUCUACGCCUACAUCGCGAGCCGCUUCCCCUACUACCGCUGCGGCCCCAAGGGCUGGCAGAACAGCGUCCGUCACAACCUCAGCCUCAACCCCUGCUUCCUCCGCCUGCCUCCCCGGCACGGCCCCGCCGCUCCCCGCCGGGGCGGCGAGUGGGCCCUGGACCCGGCCUUCCACGACAUGUUCCCGGGGGGCGACUACCGCCGCCGCCGCCGCCGGCCCCAGCCGCCUCCGAGCACCACCGCCGCCGCCCCGAGGCCUCCGGCGCCGCUCCCCGGGUGUCCCUGCUCGCCUCUGCCCGCCUGGGCCCCGCCGUGGGGCCCGGGGCCGACGCCGCCUGUGCCCGCCUGGGGCCCCCGCUGGUGCCCGGGGCCGCCGCCGCCGCCCGGGCCCCUCCCGGAGCUGGGCCCUUGCUGCUUUGUGGCCGCCCGUACGGACCCGCCGCUGCCCUGA
Cygnus atratus (black swan) is the source of this 597-nucleotide messenger RNA. RefSeq names its product forkhead box protein E3-like. Lineage: Eukaryota; Metazoa; Chordata; Aves; Anseriformes; Anatidae. The record is from RefSeq and is a predicted model, not a curated record. The transcript has a single exon. The coding region runs from base 1 to 597 and encodes 198 amino acids. Gene Ontology annotation, biological process: regulation of transcription by RNA polymerase II; anatomical structure morphogenesis; cell differentiation. Gene Ontology annotation, molecular function: DNA-binding transcription factor activity, RNA polymerase II-specific; RNA polymerase II cis-regulatory region sequence-specific DNA binding.